Molecule: messenger RNA, 3488 nt
Organism: Lagopus muta (rock ptarmigan)
Lineage: Eukaryota; Metazoa; Chordata; Aves; Galliformes; Phasianidae
Gene: RTN4R
Product: reticulon 4 receptor
Exons: 2
Coding region: 208-1659 (483 amino acids)
Cellular component (GO): plasma membrane
Molecular function (GO): protein binding
Source: RefSeq, a predicted model, not a curated record
GGGAGCCUCGCCUGGAUGCUGACUCCAGCUCGGGGGCUGCUCAUUCCCCCGAUGAGCGAGGGCACCGGCACAGGGAGAGCCCCCUCCCCGCGCUCCGCUCCGCGCUCGGGCUGAAGUUUUUGCACGAGGACCUGCUCCGCUUUCUCAAGGAUUGUACCGCCGCCGCUCGACUUUGCGCCUCCAGACGUGCCUUCCCCGACCCCUAAGAUGAAGAGGGCGAUAGCUGAAGGAAGCAAACUGCUGAUUUUGGUGCUUUGCUUGAACAUCCAGUCAGAAGUGGAGUCUUGCCCUGGAGCGUGUGUGUGCUACAGUGAACCGAAGAUCACAAUAAGUUGUCAGCAGCAAGGACUGACAGCAAUCCCCACGGAGAUACCCAUCCAGAGCCAGCGCAUCUUCUUGCACAACAACAAGAUAACCCUUGUGAGGUCCACCAGCUUCACGUCGUGUCGCAACAUGACAAUUCUUUGGAUCCACUCCAACAACAUCAGCCUCAUUGAGCCUGGAGCCUUCUACGGACUCAACAAACUGGAGGAGUUGGAUCUCAGUGACAACACGAACCUGAAGUCUAUCAAUCCCGUCACUUUCCGUGGUCUUGUUCACCUCCACACCUUACAUCUGGAUCGUUGUGGGCUCAUGGAGCUCUCCACGGGGCUUUUUCGAGGGUUGUUUUCCUUGCAAUAUCUCUACCUUCAGGAUAAUAACCUGCAGAACCUGCUGGAUGACACCUUCAUAGAUCUGGCGAACCUCACCUACCUGUUUUUGCACGGUAACAAAAUCAAGAGCUUAUCAGAGAACGUCUUUCGUGGGUUAAUCAACCUCGACCGGUUGCUUCUGCACCAGAACAGAGUCAGCCUGGUCCACCGCCGGUCUUUUCACGACCUUGGGAAAGUGAUGACCUUGUAUCUGUUUAACAACAACCUGACCGUGCUCACAGGGGAAACCAUGGCACCCCUGGUGUCCCUCCAGUAUCUGCGCUUAAAUGGCAACCAAUGGAUCUGUGACUGCCAGGCUCGGUCUCUCUGGAAUUGGUUUAAGCAGUUUAAAGGGUCAUCUUCAGAGCUGGAGUGCCACCUUCCACCACGCUUGGCAGGGAGAGACCUCAAAAGGCUGCAGAGCUCUGACUUGGAAGGAUGCAUCGACUCUUUCAACCAGAUUCGAACGAGCGUUUUUAGCACUAAGACCAGAUCUGGUAAACUGGCCACCGGGAGUCCACCUCUCAGCUCCCAUGAUGGCUCCAUGAAGUGCUGCCAGUCAGAAAUGGAUAAAUCUUUUAUAUACGAAGCUAAAGGCAAGGCAGGUCCUUCUUCCCACAGCAGCCGGCCGUCCUCCAACAACCCUCUCAAGGAUAAGGAGAACAUGUCCAAAACCAAGUACGUUGAGACGGACCCUUCCAAAAACGGCAGCAACAAGCAGAUAAACGAUUCCCCUUUUGGGACCUUCCCCAGCAUUGUAGACCCUCCAUUGACCAAGUUGAGACCAGAGUUUCUAGAGCCUAUUGAACCUUCCACAGUCCCAACCAAAAAGAGGCAGGGCUGCUCUAAAAAGAACAAAUCAAAGGCCCAGUGCCGCCUCACCCAGCAAGGAAACAGCUCCACGUUACAGCUCAGCCUAAGCCUUUUGAUCCCCCCUUUGGUGUGGAGCUUACUGUUACUCUGCUAAAAUUAACUCUUUUUCCUGGGUUGAUGACACUUUAAUACUAGACUUUUGCUGACCUCCAUAAAUGUUGCAAACAAAAGCAAACUACCAUCCGCCCCGAGAAAGCUUUGUUACACAAAAGUUAACUGGAUGCCUUUAUAUAAAAACAAAACACACACACACAAACAAAAAAAACAACACAAAACAAAAGCAAACAAAAAAGACAAACAAAAAGAUGUACAUAAUUUAUUUGUCCUGAUACCUGUGAAUUAUACCUUUGGUCUUCGGAACUGCACUUACUCACAAAGCAGGUUUUGCUACAGCAGAUGAGAAAGAAAUAUGGUUUAUUUACAGGAAAAAAAAAAAAAAAAGUGUAAGAAAUGGUCUGAAAAGAAUGUCUGAAAUCUGUUUGUAACUUGACAUCACACUGAACAGUAUUGCAGGUUCCCAUUUGCAGAGGUAAUGAAUUUGAUGCUGUUUUAAUCCUAUGUUUAUGAAUAUUGCAGUUUUUUCCGUAUCCAUUCCAUCACACCAUGUUUACGGGCAGCAUUUGUUAAAGAAUGCUACCUUUUCCUUCACAAGAUUGCAGUAUAUAUAGAUAUGCAUUUUAUUUUACUUGUGUACAAGUAUAAAAAAAAAUAUAAAAUAAAGAUUUCUUUUUCCUAAGUGGUUGUCAUCUGCAAGGGACAAAGCACGGCUAAAAAGCUGAAAAAUUAAAAGGGUGUUGAGUAAUACCCAAUCUGAAAGCUAGCUCAGCAUUUAACAUGACAGUAAUAAAUAAGACAUACUCGGCACAGUUAUGCAAGCUUUAAUUGGUGCCAACGAAGGGUUUGUUUGCACAAAGCUCUCUCUCCUGGUGCUCCUGCUUCCCUUUGAGCUGUCCCAUAUGCUCCCCCAACGCCAUUCAUAUUUCAAGAUGCUCAGAAUAGUAGGACUUUUUAGCUGGAGCUGAAGACUCCAGGUUGGAGAUAGAGGUGAAUAACCUCUAGAAGUCAGAUAGGGACCUCGAAGUAUUGAUGUCUACGCAUGCAAGAUCAGUCUGUCACAGACAGGUGGCAUGCAGUGCUAAAUGGGAGGACCUCGUGCUCAGGCACUGCCCAGAGAAGAGAAAGAACGUUGUUCCAGGUGUACCCAAGGCCCUGGGAACAUGUGAUAGAGGAAUAUUUGUGCAAGUGAGGCUGAGGGUCUCCAGGCUUCCUGGGCAUCAGUGAGGUUUGCAGCAUUGGGAUUGGUGUUGAGCAUCACAGAAGAGCUAUGCAUGGAGGAGGGAAGGAGAGAAGGAUAACAGCAGGGCCACAGCUUAGUACGAGCCUGACUGUAUGCUGAUGGCGAGGAGGAGGAGGAGAAGACAACCACAGGAAGGAGGGAGGCAGGGUGGCUGUGUGGCAGCAUGAAACUGGGAUCCCAGUAGAGCUGCCUGAUACCCUUAUAACUCCAUGACCAACACAAGCACUGAUUUCUGCAGCUAAGUCAGGCAGGUUUCUGUUCAAAUGCAUUGCUCAGCCCAAAAGGUGAAGCAGUAUCAGCAGAACAGAAUUCAGUAUCCUGUGCUGGGAUUCACAAAUGCCUUGAUACAGCCCUGACAGUCCCUCUGCCUGCAUGCAUGUCCAGUUUGUGUACACACAGGUGAGUAAUCAGCACCUUGCUGGCUGCUUUCUGCCAUCCUUGCUUGGAUUUGUCCCCUUCAUGCCAGUGCUGAAGGAUUUUCUGAGAUACUGCAUGCCUGAGGCAGGAGCUGUCUUAAAACACCUGAGAGCAUCUUUAUGAGUCUUGAGGGGUUCAACUCUAUAGCUGAAACUGAAGCACAGUAGCAGAGAACAGCUCAGCCUGGCUUGGCUGCAGGAUCAACACCA